Messenger RNA from Hibiscus syriacus, 1379 nucleotides. RefSeq names its product AT-hook motif nuclear-localized protein 23-like. The coding region runs from base 157 to 1026 and encodes 289 amino acids. Lineage: Eukaryota; Viridiplantae; Streptophyta; Magnoliopsida; Malvales; Malvaceae. The transcript has a single exon. Gene Ontology annotation, molecular function: DNA-binding transcription factor activity; minor groove of adenine-thymine-rich DNA binding. The record is from RefSeq and is a predicted model, not a curated record. Gene Ontology annotation, cellular component: nucleus.
CCCUUUGUUUACUUCUCCUUAAAUUAAACAAAUCCCCCCUUCAAUUGUUUUUAAUCCAAAACCCAUAAUUUAUUCUCUCUUUUUUUAAAAAAAAGAGAUUUUUUUUAUUUUUAAUCUUUUGUUUUCCCUUGUUUUCUGUUGUCGUUUGAUACUGGCAUGGCUGGUCUUGAUCUAGGCACUGCUUCUCGCUACUUCCAUCAGAUUCACAGACCCGACCUUCAUCUCCAACACCAACCUGAACCCGAUGAACAAGAAGCUUCAAACAACCGUGUUGGUGCUCACUAUGGCUCGGCUGACCACCACCAAGACGAAGGCUCUCAUCAAGGGCUGGAUUUAGUCAACGCCGGCAACUCGGGUUCGGGUGACCUCGUUGCCCGUAGGCCCAGAGGUCGUCCUGCUGGUUCCAAGAACAAACCCAAGCCUCCUAUCAUCAUUACCAGAGAGAGUGCAAACACGCUCCGAGCUCACAUUCUUGAAGUUGGGAAUGGCUGUGAUGUGUUCGACUGUGUCGCCAACUACGCUCGGAGAAGGCAAAGAGGAAUUUGUAUACUCAGUGGGAGUGGAACGGUGACCAACGUGAGCAUUAGGCAACCAUCCGCGGCUGGAGCUGUAGUUACCCUUCACGGUAGAUUCGAGAUACUAUCGCUUUCGGGUUCGUUUUUGCCACCACCAGCUCCGCCGGGUGCCACUAGCCUGACAAUCUAUUUGGCUGGCGGGCAAGGCCAGGUUGUAGGAGGGAGUGUAGUCGGUGAACUGAUGACGGCUGGACCUGUUAUUGUCAUAGCUGCAUCGUUCAAAAAUGUGGCCUACGAAAGGCUGCCUUUAGAAGAGGAUGACCAGCUGCAGAUGCAAAACAGCGGCGGCGGCGAAAGCGGUGGUGGGAAUAACAUGUUUGUAGAUGCUGGAGCCGGCGCUGGAGGGUUACCUUUCUUGAAUUUGCCUCUCAAUCUGCCGCCUAAUGUCCAGUUACCCGUUGAAGGAUGGCCCGGAAACUCAUCAGGUGGUGGUGGUAGGCCUCCGUUUUGAGUCAAAAUGGGAAGCUUCGGAUUAAAAAUUCAAGCACUGUUUCAAAAAGCAGUUUCCAUUGGUGAUAAAAUCUGGAUUCUUGGAUCAUAAAAGGUCAGGAAAUUCAUGGACUAAUUACAAUCAUCAUCAUACCUUCCACUUCUUUCUUCCAUUUCCUAGGAUGUUGAUGUUAGUUCUUGAUCUUUGUUUUUACUUUUUUUUUUUUAAUUUCUUCGGAUUUUGGAAUCUAUGGUUUCUGGGAAUAGUCAUUUCUCAUGUUCAUGGUUUGAUGAUGUAUCAUUAAUUAACUAUUGUUGGAUAAUAUGAGUCACUGAGUUUUCAGUGUUAGUAACAUAUCAACUAGGGUUUCAAUU